ACCUUAUUUUCCACUCACUUGAUAAGGUUGAAAACAACAAAGAUGUACAAAAGCAAACACUAUCACUUCCUCUUACUAUCCCUCUAUUUUUGCCUUCUUUCCAACAUUCUUACUUCAAUCAAUGCUACUGAUCAAGCUGCUAACUUAUACAAAUUACUAAAGCAUAAGAAUUCGAAGAACCCAUCUCUUGCUGCUUCUUGGGCCACAUUGCCAGCCCAAAUCAAAGAAACUCGGGUUCAUAUUGGGCCUCAGAAUGGGCUUAUGAAGGCUGACAAAAUCACCUCCUUACCGGGCCAGCCCGAUGGAGUGGACUUUAUUCAGUAUGCUGGGUAUGUGACCGUUGAUCCAGCUCACGAUAAGGCAUUGUUUUAUUACUUUGCUGAAUCUCCCAAAAACUCUUCUUUAAAACCUUUGGUUUUAUGGCUCAAUGGAGGGCCUGGAUGUUCCUCAUUUGGUAAUGGAGGACUACUAGAAUUGGGACCUUUCAGGGUAAAAAGCGAUGGGAAGACUCUAAUCCGAAAUCCUUAUUCUUGGAAUAAUGAUGCAAAUGUGAUAUUCUUGGAAUCACCAGCAGGAGUAGGAUUCUCUUAUGGGAAUGAAUCAAUCAUCUAUGAACAAACAGGGGAUAUGAGCACAGCUAAAGAUGCUUAUACUUUCCUUGUGAAUUGGUUUGAGAGAUUCCCUCAGUAUAAAACCCGAGAAUUCUACUUAACCGGAGAAAGUUAUGCUGGUCAUUAUGUGCCUCAACUUGCUUAUACCAUCUUGCACCACAAUAAGAAUGCAAAGCACACUUCCAUUAACCUCAAAGGCAUUGCGAUAGGCAACGCAUGGGUGGAUGAUGUUACAAAUACAGCAGGGAUGUAUGAUUAUUUGUGGAGCCAUGCUAUGUACUCGGAUGAAACAUAUUACAAAAUACAAAAAUAUUGCAAUUUUUCAGCGACAUCUACUUCUCAAAAAUGCCAAGAUUAUAGUGAAAAAGCUGGGGAAGAAGUAGGAAUUAUUGACGUCUACAACAUUUAUGCUCCAGUCUGCCUUACAUCUGGAAAUUCCAAAGCUCGUGUUCUUGAUUCAGUGGAGGUUUAUGAUCCAUGUUCUUCAAAUUAUGUGGAUACUUAUCUAAAUUCUAAAGAUGUGCAAAAAGCUCUCCAUGUCAAACCUACAAAAUGGCUAUCAUGCAGUCUAUUUGAGUGGCAAGAUAGUCCAUCUACUGUUUUACCAGUUAUUCAGAAGCUCAUUGCAAGCAAUAUAAGUGUGUGGGUUUACAGUGGAGAUGUGGAUGGACGUGUGCCAGUUACAUCGUCAAAGUACUCAUUAAAGACCCUCAAGCUUCCGAUCAAAACUGCUUGGCGUCCAUGGUAUUCGGACCACCAGAUUGGAGGGUACGUAGUGGGCUAUGAAGGAUUGGUAUUUGUAACAGUAAGAGGGGCUGGUCAUCUAGUUCCAAGUUACCAACCUCAACGAGCUUUGACGAUGCUCUCAUCAUUUCUCCAAGGAAAUUUGCCUCCCAAGUCCUAGAUCAUCUUUACAUUGUUUUUCUUCUUUCAAAUUUAUUUCAUAUUUAUAUGUAUAUCAAGAUAUUCAACUAAAUGACACCAUGCACACACUCAUUAAUAACAGUGGUUUCAGAAAUCAUUCUGAUGAUCUAUCACAA
Messenger RNA from Beta vulgaris subsp. vulgaris (sugar beet), 1651 nucleotides. Its product is annotated as serine carboxypeptidase 1. NCBI's taxonomy places the organism in Eukaryota, Viridiplantae, Streptophyta, Magnoliopsida, Caryophyllales, Amaranthaceae. The coding region runs from base 43 to 1515 and encodes 490 amino acids. The record is from RefSeq and is a predicted model, not a curated record. The transcript has 8 exons. Gene Ontology annotation, cellular component: vacuole. Gene Ontology annotation, molecular function: serine-type carboxypeptidase activity. Gene Ontology annotation, biological process: proteolysis.